Molecule: messenger RNA, 1098 nt
Organism: Debaryomyces tyrocola
Lineage: Eukaryota; Fungi; Ascomycota; Pichiomycetes; Serinales; Debaryomycetaceae
Source: the annotation of a GenBank genome assembly
AUGUUUUCUAACCACACAAAUAAAGGCAUGCUAACAGAUUCUUAUACAACAAUAUUGGCUGAAAUAGAUAUCGAGAGAACUUUGGAUAAAAUCAACCAGGAUACCGAGAGAUUGAAUGAUGAAAAACCUAUCGCUCUAAAUUAUAAAUUGUUAAAUUGUCAAUCAUCUGGCAUUACGUUGAGAGGUGGCCUUAUUUCAUACAUCUAUGAGGCUUUCCUGGUGAAUGAGCCUCGAGUCGCUGAAAUUACGAGAGGAAUGGAUGCUAUUUAUAAGUUUAUUCGUAAGACAGAUGAAGAGUACUUAACGAACUUGGAUGAACUAGCAUCGAAAGAUAAGAUACCGUUCAUGGAGUACUGCAUCAAUGCAAUUGAAAAUCAGCAUCGAGAAUCAGAAAAAAGAGAAAGACUUUUUAUAACAGAAAUUGGACUAGGAAACUUUGACGAUAUCGACGUGCAAAGCGGGUUCACGUUUAAUACCCAACUCUUCAAAGUGAACACGAAGAAUGUAAUGGACUUUUUAAGAGGGUUCAAUGAUCACAACCAAUUUAUUGUGAAGGUCUUUGAUCCCAUCAAAGCGAAAAGAGACUAUAAGGAUUACCAAGAUAAACAAACUGAUAUUUUCGGCGCAUGUCGCAGGGCGUAUCUGUGCGAGAAACUUGCAUACGAAAAAUUGUCAAAUAACUUCUUGUUCAAUAGCGUUUAUGUUGAUCAGAAAUGCGUCUUUGGAACUUUCAACAUCGGUAAGCAUUAUCAUGCAUUGGGCCCAUUUCUCAUAUUAAAAUAUAUAGAACAAGGAGAAGAUGAAUAUGACCGAUUGCCCAAAGAUAGGGCGAACUAUGAAAAAGCGGAAAAGCAGUUAGAAAUAAUUCACAGUGUCGGAAUAAUACAUGGAGAUAUUUGUGAACGAAAUAUUCUUUACUCAGAUGGAAAGAUAUAUUUUAUUGAUUUUGGAUAUUCUGAUUAUUUUCACGAUAAGAAGGGUUCGCGACCAGUUAGUGCUAAUGCUGAGAGAAGGAAAAGCGAACAUAGGAAAUUGUGUAGAGUGUUUAAUCAGCUAAUUCCGGAAAAGUAUGAAGAUUCGAAGAAUAAGGGAAACUAG